UUUAUGAAUGAUAAUGUUUAACCUCAAAACCGUUCGGUGGAGGAGUGUGUUGAUAUCUUAGUUUCAUUUUCAAAAUAUUGGGAAAAAACUGCGAUGGCAACGUGUAAAAUCAAAGAAGUCAUUCCGUUGAGUUCGGGCACAAAUAAUCCGACAAUCGCUUACUUCGAACACGGCGAUAUUCUUCCGGAGGGAGCCAAAAGUUUUAAUUGUCGCUAUGCAGAAAAUAUGGACGACGGUUCCCGCCUGGCACUCGCUACGACGGAUGCUAAUGUCUAUUUUGGGAAAAUAGAUCACGGUUUCGCAACGGACUUGCAACGGACAUUUAUUGCAAUCAGAAAUAAAACGACGAAUAAGGUUCGACUGAUCGAAGUGAAUCAGUGCACAAUGCUGAGUCAGCACUUUGAUCGGUAUACCGCGUCAACGGGUCAAAUAACUGGUCGCAAUUUGGAAGACAUACAGAAGAUGUCGCUGGAUACGUUUGGUAGUAAACGAGCGAAACGGAUGUUUGGCCAAAAGGCGAAAAACAAUUACAAUCCCGAUUUGGUGAAAGAUCAGUUGGAGGCGACGUUAGCUGAACAUCAAAAUAAGGAACCCGAGGUGGAAGACGAAUUCGACAAGAAGAGAAUGAUGGGUGAACUGUUCCUGGAAUCGCGGUUACCUAAAGUUAACAAAAUGGCGACGAAAAUUAGCGAAAUUUAUCAACUUGAUGACUUGAUCGACAUGUCACUGUUGAGCCGGAUGGACGAGGAGGCGCUAGCAGUUUUGAAUAUCGAGGAUUUUACAGAAGACUUUAAAAUUCCAUUCAUCAUCGAAGCUCUGAAUGCGAUAAAGAGAUCCAAAGAACCGGAUUCCAGUCAAAAUUUGACGAAAGUAAAAGUUUGCAUCUACCUGGACGCCCUGAUCAAUUUCCUGUCUGGCAUCAAAAAGCGGAACAACAUGAAGCGGGAAGAUUUUUCGUUUGUGACAACGAAAGUCGAGGCUGACAUCCGAUCGAAAUUCGUCAGUCCACAUGACCAGAAACUCGGCAAAUCCAAGUACACCGUACACAAAGUAUCCAGCUACAUAAUCGUCCUAUCGUUCUUCAUAUCCGAUUUGAAGGAAGUCAGCAUGGAUGAAAUGAUGCAGGCGUUGGAGUCAUCGAAAGUGGACAUUCUGAAAAUAUGCACCAGCAUCGCAGUGAAGUACAGAAAUACGUCAAACAAAUUAGUGCUGCAACUACCGUCCAAGACACCGACACCCAAAAAAUGAUUGCAUGCGGGAAUCACAGUCUUCAGCAGUUUUAUUUUUGGAAUCCAAUAAACAAAUUCGACAAAAUUCACAUUCUUGUUACAUUGUCAAUUGCA
Molecule: messenger RNA, 1343 nt
Organism: Bradysia coprophila
Lineage: Eukaryota; Metazoa; Arthropoda; Insecta; Diptera; Sciaridae
Product: RNA polymerase I subunit E
Biological process (GO): DNA-templated transcription
Molecular function (GO): DNA binding
Source: RefSeq, a predicted model, not a curated record